AUGGAACUAAACAAUAUGGUCUACUACUGGAGUCAUGAUGAUGCUAAUUUCUGUCCCUUAUUCAUUAGGGUAAAAAAACAUGGUGGUCUUGGAAUAGUGACUAUUAUUAUGAAUACUACAAGAGAGAUGAUUGGACUUGCAAGGAUUGUUAAUGAGGAAUGUUUUAAAAGAGUAGUUGCUCUCAAGUUAGACCAUACUAGUGGAACAUAUGCAUUUAAUGGAGAAGAAAAUUCAGAAAUCAAUACGGAUGUUAGGAUACAAGUUACUGAACAAAAGGGUACACCAAAAGAUGGAUACGAUAAAUACACUCACAACCUUGUAGGAGGAGGUGGAUCAAUGAACAUUGUAUGCACAAGGCAUAAAAGCAAAUUUAUCAACUUCAAAGAAUCAGUGCUUGGUACCACAUGUUUUAAUGCACAUAUCUACUACUCGAAGGGUGAUGUUGGUCAUGAUAAACCCCUAAUUUUGGAGCUUGGCGCUGGUGAUACAUUUUAUAAGCUUAAUGGCAAAGAGUGGGUUCAUGAUCCAAACUUAAAAUCUCUUCAAUGUGGUUCUCCUAGCUGUCAUGAAAGGAUUAAUGUAGCUUCUUCUGAAGAUUCCAGUUACAACUACAAGAACUGCAAACACUCUAUUAGUGGUGGGAGUUCUCGAAAGAUUUCUAUAUCUUCAUUCACCUACAAGACCACUCCUCAAAAUGGGCUCCCAUCUGUAAAUGAAGUCACUGAGCUCUUAGCAUUCCAUUAUCCCCUAAGUGUAGGAACAACUUAUCCCCUCUUAAUUCACUAUAAAGUAUCCGAUAUUAAUAAAUGGUACAAGAAAACAAAAGUAGAUAAUACUUGGGAGGAAGUAUCUCAUAGUGAUAGACCUACUGACUAUAGUAGUGAAAAAGAGAAGAAAAAGAUUAAGAAACUCCUUUUAGAUCCUCACUCCCCAUCUGUUGUCUUGAAUAUUAAAAAUAGUGACAAGAGCAACAAAUCUGACAGAACAUCUGGUGAAUACUCUAAUCAUGAUAAUGAUGGAAAUAAGAUUAAAGUUGAUGCAGAGAAUUUUGAGGUGGAUGAUAAAGAACGAGGAACCGAACAGGGCGCUACUGAAUAUAAGAAAUACAAACACACUGUUGAGGGAAAGACACAUUUUAAACUUAGUUAUCUUAAGCACGGUGGAAAUAGACUCGAUGACAUAAAAUCUGAGGAAGUAUUGGUAGAGCUUGCAACAUACUACUGGGUUGGCGAUACAGCCUUUGAUAAUCCUCUGGUUGUCAUGUUAAAGGUAGAGAAAACGCCUAAAGCUGAGUACAUAUACUAUGGGAGAAGCAAUGAUCCCGGUAAGACUUGGCAAAAGAUUGAUAGAGAGAGUGAAAACCAGGAAAUUGGUGCUACGGAACUAAAGGUGAAGCUAGAUGAGCUAAAGGCAGAGUACUUUCCACCAUCAAACAUAGGGGAAAUUGUAGGAGGGACAGUUGCCGGAGGAAUAGGAACAGGAGGUGCCGGUUUUGGUGGAUAUAAUGCAGUGCACUCCCUACCUGUGGUAGUAAAGACUCUCCCUCUCUAG
This is a messenger RNA of Theileria equi strain WA, 1551 nucleotides long. RefSeq lists its product as hypothetical. Bases 1 to 1551 code for a protein of 516 amino acids. The record is from RefSeq and is a predicted model, not a curated record. NCBI's taxonomy places the organism in Eukaryota, Apicomplexa, Aconoidasida, Piroplasmida, Theileriidae. The transcript has 4 exons.